This is a messenger RNA of Marmota monax (woodchuck), 3036 nucleotides long. It is a transcript of the gene Camkv, whose product is annotated as CaM kinase like vesicle associated. Gene Ontology annotation, cellular component: intracellular anatomical structure. The transcript is spliced from 11 exons. The coding region runs from base 215 to 1705 and encodes 496 amino acids. Lineage: Eukaryota; Metazoa; Chordata; Mammalia; Rodentia; Sciuridae. Gene Ontology annotation, molecular function: calcium/calmodulin-dependent protein kinase activity; calmodulin binding; ATP binding. Gene Ontology annotation, biological process: peptidyl-serine phosphorylation. The record is from RefSeq and is a predicted model, not a curated record.
CCAGCCCGCCCCCGGCCCGGGGUGCGAAUCCAUUGCCGGCUAGCGGCUGGCGAUGCUGGAGGUUCGCGAGCUGAAGCGGCUGCAGCUGGCGCCGCGUCUGCCCCGCGUGCCCCAAGCGGAUUCUACCCGCCACUCUCGGAGCCCUCGGCGCCCUGCUGAGUCCGCGAUCGUUUCCCCUCUGUGACCAACCAGAGCUGCAGCUUAGAGCCUGGCAAUGCCGUUUGGGUGUGUGACUCUGGGUGACAAGAAGAACUAUAACCAGCCAUCGGAGGUGACUGACAGAUAUGAUUUGGGACAGGUCAUCAAGACUGAGGAGUUCUGUGAAAUCUUUCGGGCCAAGGACAAGACUACAGGCAAGCUGCACACUUGCAAGAAGUUUCAGAAGCGGGAUGGCCGCAAGGUGCGGAAGGCAGCCAAGAAUGAGAUCGGCAUCCUCAAGAUGGUGAAGCAUCCCAACAUCCUGCAGCUGGUAGAUGUAUUUGUGACCCGCAAAGAAUACUUCAUCUUCCUGGAGCUGGCCACGGGGAGGGAGGUGUUUGACUGGAUCCUGGACCAGGGCUACUACUCGGAACGAGACACGAGCAAUGUGGUGCGGCAGGUCCUGGAGGCUGUGGCCUACUUGCACUCACUCAAGAUUGUGCACAGGAACCUCAAGCUGGAGAACCUGGUUUACUACAACCGGCUGAAGAACUCCAAGAUUGUCAUCAGCGACUUCCACCUGGCUAAGCUAGAGAAUGGCCUCAUCAAGGAGCCUUGUGGGACCCCUGAGUAUCUAGCCCCGGAGGUGGUAGGCCGGCAACGGUAUGGACGCCCUGUGGACUGCUGGGCCAUUGGUGUCAUCAUGUAUAUCCUGCUUUCAGGUAACCCACCCUUCUAUGAGGAGGUAGAAGAAGAUGACUAUGAGAACCAUGAUAAGAAUCUGUUCCGGAAGAUCCUGGCUGGCGACUAUGAGUUUGACUCUCCAUACUGGGAUGAUAUUUCUCAAGCAGCCAAAGACCUGGUCACAAGGCUGAUGGAGGUGGAGCAAGACCAGCGGAUCACUGCAGAAGAGGCCAUCUCCCAUGAAUGGAUUUCUGGCAAUGCUGCUUCUGAUAAGAACAUCAAGGAUGGUGUUUGUGCCCAGAUUGAAAAGAACUUUGCCAGGGCCAAGUGGAAGAAAGCUGUCCGAGUGACCACCCUCAUGAAACGGCUCCGGGCACCAGAGCAAUCUGGCACAGCUGCAGUGCAGUCUGGCUCAGCCACAGACACUGCCAUCCCUGGGGCUGCAGGUGGGGCUGCAGCUGCAAGUGGAUCUGCCACAGAGGGUGAUGCUGCAUGUGCUACCAAGAGUGAAAAUGUGGCCUCUGCAGACCGUAGUGCCACCCCAGCCACAGAUGGCAGCACCACUCCAGCCACUGAUGGGAGUGUCACCCCAGCCACUGAUGGGAGCAUCACCCCAGCCACUGAUGGCAGUGUCACCCCAGCCACUGACAGAAGCGCUACUCCAGCCACAGAUGGGAGAGCCACACCAGCCACAGAAGAGAGCAUGGUGCCCACCACCCAAAGCAGUGUCACACCAGCUGCCAAGGCAGCUGCCACCCCUGAGCCGGCUAUGGCCCAGCCGGACAGCACAACCCUAGAGGGUGCCACAGGCCAGGCUGUACCCUCUAGUAAAGAAGGGGCUACUGGCUAUGCCCAGGAGUCUCGAAGAGAGGAGACCAGCUGAGUGGGCAGCCUGGUGGGGGAUGGGGGGCGGGCAGGAGGGUGGGAGAGUGAAUGAGGGGCUUUUCAUUGUACAUAGAGUCACUGGCAUGAUGCCCUUGCUCCCCCAAGCUCCCCAUCCUAGUGGGGCAUUCCUGGGGGCCACGGGAGAGCAGUCUUGUCUCCUGUGUGUAUGUGCGAGUGGUGGGCAGGCCAGAGGCAGGGCCAGCCCCAACCCCUGCAUGGAUACCUUGUGGCUUUUCUGUCUGUUGCUACCUUCACGAAUUUUUGUUCCUUGUGGGAUGCUGCUCUAGGGAUCUCAGGGGGUCCCUGCUCUCUUUCUCCUUCCCUUCCUGCCUCAUCAUUCACCCAGGCAGGCCCUGCAGGUUCCAUACUUUCCCAGGCCCUAAAUUGAGUGGCCUUGCCCUGAGAGCUGGUCCUCCAGCGAGGCCCUGUCAGUGGUGUUAGGCUCCUACAUAUGAAGGUGUGUACCUGUGGUAUGUGGGCUGCUUUAGGAGUAGACGCUGGCUAGUACAGAGUAUCCAAAAAUCUAGGGCAGUUUUCUUUAAAUCAAGAUUGGUCAUGUGUUGGCUGGGGGCACUAAAUGCUAGCUGUGGGGGUCCUUAGAAAUAUGAGCGAUGAUAAGAGAAUGAGUAGGAGGGUAGAAGCUUCCAUCUUUGUCCCUGGGAAGGCCCUCCUGAGACGCUUGUGUUAUUUCUUGCCCUCUUGAGUCCUGCAGUGGGUUGCCCUGAACCUCUUGGGCCUCUACGGGAAAGGAGAAGCAAUUAGGAUGUGGCAAUGAGACCUCGUAGAACAUAGUACAGGACUAGCACCCAGUGCCCCAGCCUAGCUGGAUCCUUACCAUGGGCUAAACAGGGAGGGCUGAUGUCCCCAUUCUCUUUCUGUAUGCUAACCCUGCACAGGCUCAGCCCAUAAAUCUUCUCUAUCCCAGGGGGGCUGCUGAUUGGUAAUCCUUAGUAUGAUCUGGGGGUUUGCCCUUCAGAGGGGUGGAUUUUCUGCUCUCAGUUUAACAAGAACAUGGAGAAGAUCCUUCUCUGUUUUUACUCUUGCUACUGUUAGAGGCCUAGGAGCCUCUGAGCCAUGUUAAGUUGCUCUUGCUGGGAUGAAGAAGUAUAAGACUCCCUAGUACCCUGAGGGAGGUUCCUGACAGGUGCCCUUUGUCAGACACUACCACAGCCUGGACAGGCAACCAUACUGGUCCUCGCCCUUGCUUGGCAUUCCAUGGUGGUCCUGCCGUUCUCCUUGCAUGCCUGUGGGUCUGCUCUGGUACGUGAAGGUUGGUGGGCUAAUUGUGUGCCUGCUGAACCUGGCAAAUAAACGUCACCCUGCAAAGCC